This is a messenger RNA of Heterobilharzia americana, 5040 nucleotides long. The record is from the annotation of a GenBank genome assembly. NCBI's taxonomy places the organism in Eukaryota, Metazoa, Platyhelminthes, Trematoda, Strigeidida, Schistosomatidae.
CUGGCAUUGGCGCGUAGAUUGACCUUAAUGGACAAUGAUUGCCUACGGCGAAGGGAAGCAAUUCCUUAUAGAGGGGAAGAGCUGUACUUUGUUUGACGAUCAAGAAAAAGCUUGUGAAGUUAACAGUGAUAAACUUUUGAUACCGUGGUGGGGGGAUAGGUCCAUUUUAAUUGACAGGUUUGAUGGACGCGGUUAUCUCACUGAAGUCUGCGAGGAAAACCCUGAUUGUGAUCUGAAAUAUGAAGAUUAUUUAUCUGAAGAAGAGGUUGCCAUUGAAAAAAUGUGUGAUUUUGAGCGUUAUUUGGAGAUGCAAGUCGACGUCCAUGAACUCGCAAUUCAAGAUGGUGAGUAUUCUUUUGACAAUUAUAUUUUAAUAUAUUCUACAAUACCACCUUUGCUGAUUGUUAAUGUGACCCCUUAGCUUUUGAAUCGAUGUCCAUUUGGUAAAACGCGUAUUACUAACAGUUUCGUCCUAACUUGGUUUUUUUUGGGCUGCAACAUGCAAUACGAGCCUGAAGAAGCUCGGAAACGUGAAUCUGAGAAAUCUCGUAAUCCUUAUGCAGCUGUUGGUUUUUCUUACGAUGAAAAUGCUCCUGAUGGAAAUGGUGACGGAUCACCCAGUGAUAAAAAAACAUCAGGUGAACUCAGUAAUGAUGAACAACAAACUGAAGAACCAUAUGUUUGUCCUCCUGAACUACAACAAUUUCUGUCAAAUGUCCAGCUUCCAGAAUUUGACAAACAGGCUCAUAUAAUUGAAAAAACUGCUGUUUUUGUCGCUCGACAGGGGAGUCAAAUGGAAAUAGUUCUUAAAGCAAAGCAGCAUAAUAAUCCACUAUUUGGUUUCUUAAACUAUGAUCAUUCGCUUAACCCAUUUUACAAGGAAAUUGUGAGAUUAAUUUCCAAAGGUCGUUAUAUCCCGAAACCUCGUCAGACUGUAGAUAAACCAACUGGCACACUUUUCACGCAUACAAAUGAGUCAAAUAAAUCAAUUCAUGAAGAUGUAUACGAAUUGAAGCUGCCCAAAGUUGAUAUAUCAAAUACUCCUUAUGCUUCACUUAUCUCAAAGUUCAAAAAAAUUAAUGAAACCGCUGCAGCGAUUGCCGCAGCAAAUCGUACAAAUGUCAUUUCUGAUAUACAAUCCCCUGUUGCUACUCCUGAUGCAGUAACAGAAACAGAACGUCCUCCAUCUAGUUCUGGUGAGGUUGAUAUUAAUGCACAAAUUAGUUCUGAAGUUGAUGAUAAACCUUCAGACUUUGAAAAAGUGAAAACACCUUCACCCCAAUCUGAUCAUCAACCUGAAGUUGUUUUAACUUGUGAAAAUCCUGAUGAUGUUUCAGUCGGUACUUCGGAUAACACUAAAUCAGAAUUAAUUGAUCCUUUAUCUCCUGAGGAAUACGAGCGUAUCUAUCAGGAAUAUUAUAAACAUUACUAUGCACACUACUAUACACAUUACUCCAACCAAUGGGCUAUAUGUGGACAGAUCAAAGAUGAACAAGUCAAUAUUGUUCAAGAAGCUGCCAAAGCAGCUGCUAUAGCAGCUGCAGCUGCUGUCAACGUUGUCCAGCAAACACGUUUAAAAGCCAGUACUCCAGUCAUAUUUGAACCUCCGAUGAAUGAUGAACAGCGUGGUAUUAUAAACAAAAUGGCAGAGUAUGUUGUUCGUAAUGGUUUAGAAUUUGAAGAAUUGGUCAGUCGUCAAAAAAGUAAAGAUCCACGAUUUGCAUUUUUGAAAUCUGAUCAUCCAUUGUAUUCAUAUUACAUGGCUAAACGAAAAGAACUAGAUCCUGAUGAUAGUUUGACUAAAGCUGCAGAUGCUAAUUUCAAUGAUAUUCCUCCUCCAAGAUCACCAAAGUCACGUUCCUCGAAAAAAACAGAUUCUAUUGACAAGGCUGAAGAAUCCAAUUUUGGUCCUAAAUCAAAAAAUGAUUCUUAUAAAAAGUCUAAAUCACCGGAUUCCCAUAAGGAAACUAAAAGCAGUUCACAAACGCAUAAUUCAGAACGUCAAACCAGCAUUAGUUUCCGGUUAAGUCGCCCACCUCCCCCAUCAAAAUCUCAUUCUCAUCAAAAUAACGAAGCCUCUGCGGAGGAGAUUAUGGAUAUAAUCGAAGCUGCUGUUCAAGAGUACUCUGAAUCGAUCUCAAGUUCCAAACGAAAUAAAGAACAACUCAACAGGUCAUCAAGUAUUCGAGAAAAUGAUGUUAAAUUAAAGUCAAAAAAGCGAAGAAAUCGAUCACCCAAUAUUCAUAUUAUACCUGGUAUUCCUAGUCCCAGUUCAUCAUCUUUCUCAGAAUCAUCUCCACUUCGAGAUGAUAGUCCAUACUGUGGUGUAAAUCGUUCCUUUAGAGAUUCUACUUCUGAUUCUUUAUGUACUUCGCCUGCUAAAUCAACCGUAUCAUCUGAGCGACAUGAAAGAACUGAACUGGUACCGAAUUUUCAGUCUCCUCUCUCAUCUGUCGGUAAUAUUCAAUCACCAUAUGAGAACAAUUUAAGUUCUCCAGUGGAGUUGACAUCUAAUUCAAGUACUCAUUUGACUUCCACUUGGCCUUCAUGUGCUCUUGAAGAUUUAUUAGAUAUACAUGAACCUACAAGUCUACUGGACUUCUCUGCAGAUGGUUACCAGGUUACAAUCCCUUCAGCUAAAGAUGAGCGUUUACGAGAGGAAAGACGUAAAAAGGCUGCUCAGCUAGUUCAUCAAUUGAAAUUAACAAGUUCAAUCACAAAAACCACCUUGAACAGUAAUUCCACAAGUGUUAAACCUGUAGCAAACAGUACUUCUUCGAAGAUGACUAAUGACCGACACCGUGUAUCGCCUCCACCAGCUCCAGAUUCUGUCCCUGCAGCAGUUGCUCAUGCUGUUGUCGCUAACCUUAAACGUCGUCAAGAGGCUCUGGAAGCUGAAAAUAAGGCUCGUAAAAAGCGUCAUCGUUCACCGCCUGCGGCGUAUGCACUCACACGUAAUCGAAUACAUGAUAAAUCUCCAAAACAAUCGCCAACUCCGAAAUGGGAUGCCUAUGAUCGUGAAGUCCUUAGAGAUCGGGAGGAUCAAUAUUCUAAAUCUAUGAGAAAACAUCAUAAGAAAUCUCACUAUUGAUUGUAUUUAUGAAAACUAUUUUGUAAACACGUGUACAUAAAUUGUAUUAAUUAUUUAUGUGAAUUAGCUCUUGAGAAUGCCCAAAAGUGUGAUGUUAAAUAGGCCCCCCAAAAUUUGUUCUCCGUUUUUGUUAGAAAUAUUCGUUUUAAUACUGUUAUUAAAGAUUUCUAAAAUAAUAUGAUAUCCUUAUAAGAGUUUCAACAAGCUCCAGUCACCAUCAACGGAAGAAACUUAAAGGAAGUAGUCUUUUUCACCUAUCUAGGCAGGGCAGCACUGUUUCAACUGCAGGCGGUACAGACGAGGACGUCAAUGCCAGGAUCGGAAAAGUAAGACAGGUGUUCAUUAACCUGAAACCAGUGUGGAGAUCUUCUGCACUCAGCACAAAGCGUGAACAAGAUCCGGAUUUUCAACACCAAUGUCAAGUCAGUGCUGCUAUAUGGUUGAAAAACUUGACGCGUUACGAAAGGGAUUUCCAAUAAAUUAUAGAUAUUCAUUGACAGCUGCGUACACUGGCUCGAUACUGAAGAUCAGAUGGAUGGCCAGAAAGAAUAAGUAACAAGGGACUCUGAGAACGAACCAACCAAGAACCUAUUGCCCAACAGAUAUGCAGAAGGAAGUGGAGAUGAAUUGGGCAUGCCCUGAUGAGGCUGACUGAGGACACCACGCGCCAGGCCAGGCCAUCAUGUGGAAAUCGAAUGGGAAACGACGAAUUGAGCGUCCGAGGUGAGGGUGAUAUGGAGGAGAUGGUGUGAGGAAGAAAUGAAAGCUUGUGGGCAGUCGUGGAGCGAGGUUCAAAAGAUUGCAGAGAAGAGAGUGGAGUGGAGACGUGCUACUGAAGCUGUAUGUUCCACUAGGAACCCAACUGAUAAAUAAUAAUAAUAAGAGUUAACCUGACUUACUACCAAGCUAAUUUGCUAGGUGAAAUGUAGGAAAUCAACCUGGUUAGGUUACCUGCAUAUGAGCAGCUCAAUUAAAAAGACUGUUAAUAUUUGAGGACUUCUUUUGCACUUUGGAAAGUAAAAAGUCGUUUUCGUCUGUGAUCGAAGUUACAAUUGUUAUCGGAAGCGGGUUAAAUGAAAAUCAACAUUUUAAGUCAUCAACUGUUAAGACAAAAGUUUUCGAUUUCAACCUUUAUUUCAUGUUACUGUAUGGCUAAUGAAAACCUUACUGGACAACUUUGUCCUAUAGUUGACUAGUCAAAAUAAAAUAUCGACGUAGUUCAUGAAAACUGUAUAUAGACGGUAUACUUUUAUCGAAUGAAGUGUCUUCUUUACUGUCUUCUGAUUUUCAUGGCUAGGUUCUGUAAGAGAACAAUUGCUAUUCGUAUGUAAUCCAAGUGUCUCAUCACGUUAUUAUCCACUCAGUCAUUUCAAUCGACUCAAAAUGAAACAUCUCAACUGAAGUUAAUCGAAGUUCUUAAGCAGAAGUUGUCAAUCCAGUUGCCGUUAUCAUCUCAUUCAGAUGAAUAUGAAAAGAUUUCUAAUUCUAUCAAUGAGUUUAAUUAUGAUCCAAUAUCUGGUCUCAUAUUUGUUUCAUGCUUUGAUUGAUGUAAAGAUUUUCUUCAUAUUAAAUACUCCAUGUUCGAUGAUUUAACCGGAUUGAAAGGUAAUAUGAAAACAACAGUUGUGAAAAAACUCGUAUCAUCCUUAGGCAUGUAUCAUGGUUCUUAGACAAAUAGAAUGUAGCAUACUUUCACGUAAUAAAUUCAACACUAAAUAUAUAUUCGUACAUCUCACCGAAGCUGCGAUCGGUGUAAGUUAGCACUUUAUAUCCUUGAAAUUCUGUCAAUGAUAAAGCUACAUGGAUUAGUAUGGCUCUCCUGGUAGUUUAGUAUAUACGCAUUGUCAGACGAUGCAUAUAAGUACACCGAUCCUGAUGUAAAUUAUGUGAGAUAAUUGUGUUAUAGAAGUUUAAUGAUUACAUAUGGAAUGCUGAAAUAUAUACGUGAA